UACAUUCUGCAGUGAGUCUCCAGUCGUACCAGGUCCACUGCAUACAUCUAGGCUGCCCCGCAUAGGACUACAUGCAACAUAGGAGUCCGAAUUCAGACUUGCCAAAAUCAGAGACGCCUUUUUGGUAUUUAUGAUCGAUCCCGAUCUAGUAUUUGUGCUAGUUGUUCAAAGGCUUCCUGGGAGGAUGCCGACGCCGACCAAGUUUUGUCAGAGUACACUUCCUCCAUUGACGUCCAGCUCUGGUCGUGAUUUUGCUCGACUCGCCCAGUACGAAACAUUCAUGACAUGAACUCACCCUCAUCUCUCCGAGACCUCUACAACGGCUCUUCAUCUGCUUGGUCUUUUGUUCCACCACCAUUGCCGCCCAGUGCCAAUACCUCUUCUUCGGCAUCUUCGAGCUCUUCGUUUCAAUGGUCGACGCGCCCAACACCAAACUCUAUCUUUGAUCUUUCACCAGAUUUGAAUGAUGCUAAUGGCAUCAAUGCCGUUGAUCUCUUCAAGACCCUCGCUGCGUCUGCAGUGUUGCAGUACGCAAGUAGUGCCAUUGCCAUGCCUUGGGAAGUCGGCAAGAUGCUGCUCCAGGUGCAGUGGGUACCUAGAGAUUCACACGACUACCAUUCCGAUGUUGGACCUGAGGACGAUGACGAUGCGCUGAGUGAUUCUUCCAACGAUAAUGAAUCCUAUUUUGCGGACCCAGAAAUCACACCGAGGAUGCGCCACCCUGCCCAAGUGGACGAACACGGAUAUGUUAUCCGUCGAUCCGUUCUUGAAGAGGGUACACGUCCGGAGUACAUCAUUCCUGUCGGCAGUGCUAGCGGGGUCUGGGGCAUGAUUAAACGCGUCGGUCGUUUCAGAGGAGAGGGCUGGCUAGCAUUGUGGAAAGGAUUGCUCACUUCAUGUUUCACGGAAGUUUUGUCUACAACUUUCCAGCCCCUCAUUCACAAUAUUCUCCAAUCUUUAUUCCUUCCCACAACACCUCUUUUCCAACAGCCCCCCCUCUUACUCCCGAUUGCUUCUCAUAUAAUAACCGGGUUUCUACUCUCUCCAUUGGAUCUCGUUCGCACUCGACUGAUUGUUCAAUCGUUCGUUCCUCGAUAUCGCAGCUACAGUGGUCCCAUCGAUGCACUUUCCCAAAUACUCAGAGACGAGGGUGGUUUCCAAGGAAUUUACCUCCAUCCCAAUCUAUUCAUCCCUAUGGUCAUUGAUACCGCGCUGCGGCCCGCUGUCUCAUUGGCGCUACCGGGUCUACUUGUAUCGUAUCUUGGCACCCACAUUACUGAGGAUACCAGUCCUUUUGCCUGGGGAUUUGCCGAAUUGGCGGGUAGCUGUAUAGGUCUUCUCAUCACCUUGCCAUUUGAGACAAUCAGACGGCGAUUACAAGUACAAGUCCGAGGAAGUGCAAGGCCAAUCAGAGGUUGCGUUGAACUUCGACCAGCCCCUUACAAUGGUGUCAUAGACGCACUGUGGCAUAUUAUUACAGAGGAGCGAUCGGAUCUUCCCAUAGUUCGACGAACCAAGAAGAGACGGACGAGCAGAGGUUCUACCGAGAGGGAUGGUGAGGCACAGAAUAACUCAAGAGGAGAAGAUAACUGGUCACACCGUACUGGAAUAGGCCAGCUAUAUCGGGGUAUGGGAAUGAGAUUGGGGGCAAGCGUUAUAGUAUUUUUGCUCGCGCUGAUCACUGGCGGCGAUAAUUCAGACGGGGGUUGGGCGGAAUUGUAAUCAUCGGGCAACUUUGAAUUAUACAGAUCCAACACUUUCGCUCUCGUUUCAAGAUGUACGCUGAAAUCGUAGGAUGAAAAGGUGUUCGGAACCGGCGCGGCGGUGGAGCACCGU
Messenger RNA from Guyanagaster necrorhizus, 1836 nucleotides. Its product is annotated as mitochondrial carrier. The transcript is spliced from 3 exons. Bases 286 to 1722 code for a protein of 478 amino acids. The record is from RefSeq and is a predicted model, not a curated record. NCBI's taxonomy places the organism in Eukaryota, Fungi, Basidiomycota, Agaricomycetes, Agaricales, Physalacriaceae.